AUGCCGAUCUACGAUGUUGUCGUGCUGGGCGCCACGGGCUUCACUGGGCGCCUGGCCUGCGAAUACCUGGCAAACCGAGGUGGCGAGAAGGUGACGUGGGCCAUGGCCGGGCGCAGCUUGGACAAGCUCGAGGGCAUCCGCAAGGCAUUGCCAGAGAGCGCGAAGGACACGCCCCUCAUCAAGGUGGAUGUGACCAACCCAGCUGAUCUAGAGGAAGCUGCGAAGAGCUGCAAGACGCUCAUGAACUUUGCAGGCACGCCUUACAGCGACAAGGGCUUGCCGGUGGUAGAAGCUUGCGUCAACAAUGGCUGCUGCUACGUUGACAUCACAGGAGAAGUGGCCUUUGUCAAGUCCUCCGCCGACCGUUAUGACGAGAAGGCCAAGGAGAAGAAGUCGCUCAUUGUUCAUUGCUGCGGUUUCGACAGCAUUCCGUCAGACAUUGGCGCGUUUAUGGCUGCUACUGAGAUGAAGAAGCGCCACAACAUGGAAUGCGCCCGCAUCCGAACAGUUUUCGGCAAGCAGAGUGGCAGCUUCAGCGGUGGCACGCUGGAAAGUGGUGCGUACAUGCUGGACAACCCGAAUAUGGAGGGCGGCGAUGCCAUGAAGAAGCCUUAUGGAUUGGAUCCUCCCGGCGGGCAGGCCGGCCCGGACACCGGCGAUUUCGGCAGUAUCAGCGCUUUGGGCUACGAUGAGGAUGCCGAAAAGUGGGUCAUGCCAUUUGUGAUGGCACCGGUCAACACGCGAAUCGUCCGCCGAAGCAACGCUCUGAAGGGCUACCCGUAUGGCAGUGCCUGCAGCAUCGGGGAAUGCAUGGAGGUUCCUGGUCCCGUCUCUGGAUCUCUCAUGGUUAGCGGCAUCGCAUUGUUUGGCGCUUUGUUCUACUUGCGCCCCACACGAUGGCUUCUGCAGAAGACAGUGCUCCCUGCAGCAGGAGAAGGGCCUUCCAAGGAGACCCGCGAAAAGGGCUUCUUUGAAAUGCGGGCCAUCGCUGUGGGUGAGAAAGCUGCCGAGGGCGGCAAGCCUCCCAAGGUCGUCGCGCAGGUGAAGAGCGGAACCGGCGGGGAUCCGGGCUACAAGUGCACUGCUUUGAUGUCAGUUGAGGCAGCCCUGUGCUGUUCGCUGCAGAAGGACAAAUGCAGCUCCACAGGCGGCGUGACAACGCCGGCCGCAGGUCUGGGACAGGUUCUUGUGGAUCGAUUGAAUGCUGCUGGAAUGAGCUUGUCCGUGGACGCGGCCUGA
Messenger RNA from Symbiodinium pilosum, 1239 nucleotides. The record is from the annotation of a GenBank genome assembly. NCBI's taxonomy places the organism in Eukaryota, Dinophyceae, Suessiales, Symbiodiniaceae.